AUGCAACUUAAACAUCUCGUUAUUAUUGUCGCGGCUUUCGCUUCAACGGUUAUUGCGCAAGAUGCAACCAAAAGUAUUACGGAUAAUGUGAUGACAAAUAAAAAUUUGACCACAUUAAGGAAUUUUAUCAGUGCGAAUGAAGAACUCUCCAAAGUUUUGGCUGGAAACGAUCAAUUGACUAUACUCGCUCCAUCGGAUAAAGCUUUUACAGCUCUCGGUGCAAAUUACCCAAAAGAUCCAAAAGAUAUAGAAAACAUUGUAAGAUAUCAUAUCAUUAAUAAAGCUGCCCAAGUCGAUGACCUUAUCCAAACCAAAUAUCCAAACACAUUACUUACCGAGGGGGUUAAAUUACCUGAUAAAGCAGGUCAGGUUGUUGUGGUUAGGUCAGGUGGCAAUGAUGGUGCUACCAUUAGCGAUGGUCUCGAGAGAGCUAAAGUUGAACAACCUGACUUGGCUGCCAAAAAUGGUUACAUUCAUGUCAUUGACACAGUAUUAAUGCCACCAAAGGGUCCAUCAGAUACCGUCAAGCAAGUUUCUGAAUUAUCUACCUUUUCCCAAACGCUUACCAUCAAGGAUCUCAUUUCGGAUGUUGAUAAUGAAAAUGAAAUUACAAUCUUCGCCCCAAAUAAUGAAGCUUUUGAUAAAUUAUCAAGAAGCACACUUGAAUCCAAAGAUUUUAAGGAUACCAUGAAAUAUCACAUCGUUAAAGGUGUUUUUUAUUCUCGUACAGUUGAAAAUGGUACUGAAGCAAAAACUUCCAAAGGGGAAAAGGUUUUAAUCACAAUUUCAAAUGGAGAGGUUUUUGUUAACGAUGCUAAAGUUGUCACCGCCGAUAUUUUGACAAACAAUGGUGUCAUACAUGUAAUUGACACUGUACUUGAUCCAAGAAAAGCCAAAUCAAAUGCUGGCUCAAUCAAGGGUAGUCCUCUUUCUUGUGAUACAAGCGUUGAACUUUCCGUAUUACGUAAAGGAUUACCGUCACCACUCGUCGUUAGUAUGGGAGUUGAUUGUGGUCUUGGAAUUUGUUGUGUGGAUGACCAAAGAGCGUUAUACACGUUUCUUUUCGUAAAUCGAUUUUGGUGUAGAAUUAUAAUUCCAUUCUUAUGGAGACAUCCAUUUUCAUGUACAUCAAAAGGAAAGGAAAUCAAUACGUUAUUAUCCUUGCUCAAUCCUGAAGAGAGGUUAGGGAUUAUCAAUGAUCACGAUAACAUUACAUUACCACCUCCUUCGACAUUGUUUAAUUAUGCAUCAUAUAUUCAAGAUUACAAUAAUGUUGAACUUUUUCAAUCGAUUGAAAGUUGGUACGAAACUUUUUAUGACAUUUAUUAUUCGGCUGAAAUUCAAAUCAUCUUUAAUGCGUUUACAAAAUUAAUCAUGAGAAAUUCAAAAAUCAUUAAAAACCUUUCGCUCUUACACAUUCAUAAAUCAAUUUAUCAUGACAUCCCCGAGAUUUCCAUCUUUGUCAACUCUCAACCUGGGUUUAUAAACAUAAAUAAAUUCGAGUUAAACACUUCCUUUAUAACUCCUCACGUAUUUGACCUUUUGGUCUCACUUAAAGAAAUUUCUCAUAAUAUUCAAGAUUUAAAAAUCCAUGGAAGUAGCAUGAUAGAUAAAAAAAAGAUUGAUUUAAUUAUUCAGUUAAUCAAGGCACAACAUAAUUUAUCCUUUGUUUGGUUACAUAGGUUUGGUUUGGAGUUCACUUCUAUCCUUGAAACUUUAACAUCAAUUCAAUCAAAUUCGUUAACCACCUUAAAGUUAACCCGAAUUUCUAGACAUAUAUCACUUUCCUCGAUUCAACGAUUCAAGAAUUUACGAAAUCUUUAUCUGCGUGAUUGUGAUGGUUUAGGUCAAAAUUUGCUUGAUAAUGUUUCAAAAGUGGAUUUUAAUUUAAAAUCAUUGGAAUUGGAUCGUAUGACAGAACAAUUUCUUCAAUCUUUCUUGAAAUUACAAAAUGAAAAUUUACAAAAGAUUUCCUUUUAUCACAAUACAUCGCUGAAAGUAAUUCAAGACUUUUUUAUUAGAUGCUCACAUAUUUCUAAUAUAAAGGUUAGAGGAAGACAAUAUCAAAAAGGGUUCAUUUCAUCGUUAUCGGUGUUAGAAAGUAGUUUAACCUCUUUCUCCAUUUAUUUUAAUUCUUCUCGUUUAUAUCAGAUUUUUGAUGAAUUAUGUAAUAUUUCUUUGCCCAAAUUAACUUUUCUUGAUAUUGAAAUGCCUAAAUCCGCUAGUCUCUUGGAAUCUUAUUUAAGGAUGACAUCUUCACCUUUACGAACAAUCAUUCUUCAUUUCAGUUAUAAGAUUAGUAUGGAAUAUAUUAAUAUUUUAUUAAAAUUUUCCAAGAGGAAGACUUUAAGAAUUGUUGGAAUUAGCCUAAAAUCUGAUGAGAAAAAAUUUAAAGAAUUUUCAAAGAUUACUGAAGGGUGCUUUCAAAUUGUUGAUUCAUGGGAUAUACAAUAG
Messenger RNA from Funneliformis mosseae, 2454 nucleotides. NCBI's taxonomy places the organism in Eukaryota, Fungi, Glomeromycota, Glomeromycetes, Glomerales, Glomeraceae. The record is from the annotation of a GenBank genome assembly.